AUGGAUGACAAGGACAGAACCCGCGACGGGGAUGCAGACUCGGUGAAGAAGAUGCCGCUUGGCGCACCAGAUGAAAUACGCAACGUGGACGACGACAAGGCAUCAGCAUCGUUUGUGUUCGAUAAGACACGGAGGACUCUCAAGAACCGACAUAUCCAGCUUAUUGGAAUUGGAGGCACCGUGGGCACUGCGCUAUUCGUGCAGAUUGGAAGCAGCCUGACAAAAGGGGGUCCAGCCGAAAUGGUGACAUGGAUGCCCAUAUCUUCACCGUUUGUCCGCUACGCUGAUAGAUUCGUCGACCCCGCCCUCGGAUUCUGCGCAGGGGUCAACUUCUUCGUAUUCGAAACAGCACUGAUACCCUUUGAAAUCGUCGCCUUCAAUGUUGUUCUGCAGUUCUGGACAGAUAAGAUACCCACAGCGUCUGUCAUAUGUUUUCUUUUGGUCGCUUACUGUUUGCUGAACGUUUUUGCCGUCCGCUUCUACGGUGAAUCUGAAUUUUGGCUAGCCCUUGGAAAGGCCAUUCUAGCUGUUGGCGUUAUCAUCUUCACGUUUGUGACGAUGGUGGGAGGUAAUCCCUUGCACGAUGCGUAUGGAUUCAGGUACUGGAAUCCUGCGAAAGUCCAAGGAGCACCGUUUGCCGAGUACAUCCAGACCGGCUCACUAGGCCAAUUCAUGGGGUUCCUUGCAUGUCUGAUCCAAGCCUCAUUCACAAUUGCUGGACCUGAUUACGUCUCAAUGGCCGCCGGAGAGGCUCAUGACCCGCGGCGCAAUAUGCCACAGGCAUUCAGCAGCGUCUUCUACCGCCUCACCGCGUUCUUCAUUCUCGGCUCUCUGUGCGUCGGCACCGUCGUGCCUUACAACGACCCGGACCUGCUCCACGCCAUAUCGAACGCGCACCCCGGCGCAGGUGCGUCGCCCUACGUCAUCGCGAUGCAGCACCUCAAAAUUCCGGUGCUACCGCAUAUCAUGAACGCGCUUAUAUUGUCCGCUGUAUUUUCAGCAGGAAAUAGCUAUGUGUUUUGUGCGUCGCGCACGCUGUUUGGGCUCGCGCUCGAAGGCAAGGCGCCGCGGUUUCUCACGCGGUGUACGGGUAGCGGUGUGCCGAUCUAUUGUGUCGCGCUUACGCUUGGGAUUUCGUUGAUUUCUCUGUUACAAUUGUCGAAUAACGCUGCGGUGGUCAUUCAAUGGUUUGUCAACUUGGUGACAGCUUCGCAGCUCAUGAAUUAUGCUAUCAUUUCCUUCACCUACAUUCGCUUCCAUAAGGCACUCAAGGCUCAAGGAAUAUCUCGCGACAGUCUUCCUCACAAAAGCUUCUGGCAACCGUUUUGCGGGCAAGUUUCUAUCUAUGCACAUACAUAUUACGCGUUCGUGGCUACCUUUACGAUGGCAUUCGUAGGCGGCUAUACCGUCUUCCUGCCAGGGAGAUGGGACGUCCCAUCCUUCCUGUUCUCAUACACCAUGAUCGCAGUCGUCCCUCUCCUCUUCAUUUACUGGAAAGUUCGGCAUUCCACAGAAUGGCAACCCCUAGAAACCAUGACGUUCUUUGAAAAAGAAAGGAUGUUGGUUGACCAGUACGAAGAAGAAUUACAUAGCUGA
Molecule: messenger RNA, 1596 nt
Organism: Psilocybe cubensis
Lineage: Eukaryota; Fungi; Basidiomycota; Agaricomycetes; Agaricales; Agrocybaceae
Exons: 14
Coding region: 1-1596 (531 amino acids)
Biological process (GO): amino acid transmembrane transport
Cellular component (GO): membrane
Molecular function (GO): amino acid transmembrane transporter activity
Source: RefSeq, a predicted model, not a curated record